This is a messenger RNA of Labrus mixtus (cuckoo wrasse), 5835 nucleotides long. Its product is annotated as lysine-specific demethylase 4A-like. Gene Ontology annotation, biological process: chromatin remodeling. Bases 161 to 3313 code for a protein of 1050 amino acids. Gene Ontology annotation, molecular function: histone H3K9 demethylase activity; histone H3K36 demethylase activity. The transcript has 22 exons. The record is from RefSeq and is a predicted model, not a curated record. NCBI's taxonomy places the organism in Eukaryota, Metazoa, Chordata, Actinopteri, Labriformes, Labridae. Gene Ontology annotation, cellular component: nucleus.
AAAUAAACACACACUGAGCAUGCGUCACAGAAAUAAUGGAGGACUGUCUUUUCUACCCCGACCGAUGAUGUCUGUAUUUCUACUUUAAAAGACUUGACCGAGGACAAAACGACUCGUCGACACUUCAUUUAACAGUUGAGGUUGAAGUAUCAAUCUCAAGAUGACUGCUGACAUGCCAGUCCAAAGCGUAGGCUCCAGGUUAAUGACCUUCACGCCCUCCAAAGAGGAGUUCAAGGAUUUCAAUGGGUACAUUGCCUACAUGGAGUCAAAAGGGGCACACAAAGCUGGAAUGGCAAAAGUUAUUCCACCUAAAGGCUGGAAACCAAGACAGUCUUAUGAUGAUAUCGAUGACCUGGUUAUUCCCGCUCCAAUUCAGCAGGUGGUGACUGGCCAAUCAGGACUGUUUACACAGUACAACAUCCAGAAGAAGCCAAUGACUGUACAUGAGUUCCGCAAGACCUCCAACACGGACAAGUUCUGCCAUCCGAGAUAUGUGGACUUUGAUGAGCUGGAAAGAAAGUUUUGGAAGAACCUGACCUUUAACCCACCCCUCUAUGGGGCUGAUGUCAGUGGAACACUUUAUGAUCCAGAUGUGACUGAGUGGAACAUUGGCCAUCUCAACACCAUUCUUGACACGGUGGAAAAUGAAAGUGGGAUCAAGAUCAAAGGAGUCAACACGCCUUACCUCUACUUUGGGAUGUGGAAGAGUGCCUUUGCAUGGCACACAGAGGAUAUGGAUCUGUACAGCAUCAACUACCUUCACUUUGGAGAGCCAAAGUCUUGGUAUGUUGUGCCUCCAGAGCAUGGGAAAAGACUGGAACGACUUGCAAAGGGUUUCUUCCCAGGAAAUGCUCAGAGCUGUGAAGCCUUUCUGCGCCACAAGAUGACUUUGAUUUCUCCCUCAAUUCUGAAAAAAUAUGGCAUACCGUUUGAGAAGGUAACUCAGGAGGCUGGGCAGUUUAUCGUGACGUUCCCAUUUGGCUAUCAUGCUGGUUUCAACCACGGAUUCAACUGUGCCGAGUCAACCAACUUUGCCAGCCAGCGUUGGAUUGACUACGGCAAACAGGCCACACUGUGUUCAUGCCGCCAAGACAUGGUCAAGAUCUCCAUGGAUGUGUUUGUACGCAAAUUUCAACCAGACCGUUACAAACUGUGGAAAGCAGGCAAAGACAACGCUCCCAUUGACCACUCCAAACUCACACUGGAGGCGGGUCAGUUUCUAAAAGGCAAGACCAAGCCUUUAAAGCCUGUUCCUAAUGAAGCUGGAUCUGAGGAGCCAACGACCCCUGUCCAAGAGGACAAAAGUUCAAAGACUCAAAUUGGGAAGAAGCAUCAGCUUGAAGCAUUCAGAGCCUCUGAAGACUUCAAGCCUGAGCUCACCCUGAAGGAGACUGUAGAAGUGGAGCCAAAGACGGCCAAGUUGAUUGAUGAGGACUCUUCAACCAGAGUCCCAGACAUCCCAGAUAAAGACACAGUAAGAGUCAAGCUGAAGCCUAAGCCGGACAAAGAGAAGAGGCUGCAGACUAAAUCUCCGUUUAAAGUCAGAACAAACAAAAGUUUAAACAGACGGAGUCCUUCAAAAAAAAACAAGAACAAUACGUCCAAUUUGGAUGUCUGUCCUUCAAAGAUCUUUGAUCUCCAAAAUACCGCUGUAUGCUCUGAGAGGGCGGGCGGCAGUGAGGAGCCGAAGCUUAGCAGCAGCUGCAGUCAGACACACAAAUUAUUUCAGAGGAGCCCUGCAGACGUCCUGCAUGUGCACAGCUACGCCAAAGGAGACUACGGAGAGGGAGAAGCCCCAACCAAGGACGAGAAGCUGUCUGAGGGCAGUGAUUGUGAGACGGAGAAAGACAACCAAUAUAUGUUCAAAAGAGUAAAAGAAGAGGCAGCUGGAAAAGUAGAGUCGAAACCUGAUCUGGGGCAGCUUCCAGGCCACCAUCCUCUCAUAAAGGACGGCAUGAGCGAUGAAGAGACUCCACAAGAGGCUCUACCAGCAGACGAGGGUGGUGUGGAAGGGGAGAGCUGGGCCAAACCUUUGGCUCACCUGUGGCAGAGCGGACCUUCCAACAUGAAGAAAGAGAGGGAGUACAACAAGCGCAUGGGCUCCAAACCUCCAUACUGCUGCAUCUGCGCCCUGUUCUACACAUACCAGCAGACUGAAUGUUCAAACAGUCUAGGUAGUCCUGUCAAGGUGGCUGAUGGGCGGAUAUGGACCAAACCACUGAUCCCAGAGACGUGUUUCACCACCACCACAGAAGAGGACUCUGAGUGUGAGGAGCAACCUGUCACACCUCAUCUUGAGGAAGACGGAACCAGUCUUCUCAUCAGCUGCUCUCAGUGCAACGUCCGGGUCCACACCAGCUGUUAUGGUGUAGAUCCAGCCAGUGUGAGUGAGGAGUGGAAAUGUGCACGCUGCAGGGCUGGAGCCAUGACUGAGAAUUGCUGUUUGUGUUCACUGAGGGGUGGAGCACUGCAGAAAGCCAACAACAACAAGUGGGUACAUGUUCUGUGUGCCGUGGCUGUGUUGGAGGCACGCUUUGUCAACAUCAGUGAAAGAAGUCCUGUGGACUUAAGUGGAAUCCCUUUGCAGAGAUUCAAACUGAAAUGUUACUACUGUAAGAAGAGGAUGAAGAAAGCAUCGGGCUGCUGUGUGCAGUGCUCUCAUGGCCGCUGUCCAACUGCCUACCAUCCCACCUGUGCCCAGGCUGCUCGAGUACUCAUGCAGCCAGAUGAAUGGCCCUUUGUAGUCCAUGUUACCUGCUGUAGACACAAAGGCCCCAUUCAGAUUGAACGCAAUAAAGCAGCCAUGCAUGAGCUAACUGUGGGACAGAAGGUGAUAUGCAAGCACAAGAAUGGCCGCUACUACCAGUGUGAUGUGGUGCAGCUGUCUAAAGAGACGUUCUACGAGGUCAACUUUGACGACGGUUCCUUCAGCGACAAUCUCUUCCCCGAGGACAUCGUGAGUCGCAACUGUUGUCAGCUUGGACCCCCACCUCAGGGUGAAGUGGUUCAGGUGAGAUGGACAGACGGCUUGGUCUAUGGAGCCAAAUUUGUGGCAGCUCAUGCAGUACACAUGUACCUGGUGGAGUUUGAGGACGGUUCACAGCUUACAGCUAAGAGAGAUGAUGUUUACACUCUGGAUGAGGAGCUUCCUAAGAGAGUCAAAUCCAGAUUGUCCAAAGCCUCAGACAUGAGAUUUGAUGGAAUCUUUGAAGAGAAGGAAAUCAUCAAAGAAUCAAAGAGGCAGAGAGUGAUCAACUCCCGCUACAGAGGGGACUACAUCGAGCCUGUGAUUUACAGAGCAAUCAUGGAGUAACCCCCUUCUGCGUCUCAGCGCACCACCAGCACUGACUGACUGGACUGUGACACAUGAACCUUCACCAAGCAGCUUUCCACAACUAAUUGUAGCUCCGGAUGACUUUUUCUUAGGACUUUUUCUCUUUUUUGUACUCAGUCAUCUGUUUCUGUUAAGAGAGACUUGUGUUGACCUGGUUUGAAUGCAAGCCGACGUAUUUUAAGUUUAGGACUCAACACAGUGCAGUGGGCUGACCCUUAGCCAGGACAGGACAUGAAAUAAGAAUCUGUACGCAUUAGUAGCAUUCUGACACUUAAAUAGAAAUUGACGGUGAAGCACCUUGAAGAAAACGAGGUUGAGCUCACGUUAAAAGAACAUGAGUGGCCUUAUGUAAAGUAAAUGUUUUGAUUAAUUUAUACCCUCGUAUUUAGAGUUUGUUAUUUUUUUUUUAUAUUGCCGAGUCAUGCUGAGAAUAACUCUCAUACUGCAAUUCAUCCUUUUACUCCUGACCCCUCCACACUCUUUUAUCUCGUUACCAGUGUGUGACCGAUGCUGACUCUCAUGAUCAAUCUGUCAAUUAUCUUCUCAACCAAACCACUAAAUGAUUUCUAUUUAUCUUAUUGGAAAUUAAGAAGAACAAUGCUCAUGACAAUUCUCCUAAUCUUAAAGUGAUUUUUUAUGACCAAUAUUUAGAGUCAAGUUUCACAUUGGAGAAGCUCAACAAGUAAUCAAAAAGUGACUUUUACACUGAGGUUGAUACAUUUUUUGUUCCUUUAUCAACAUGAUAUUUCACAUGAAUGUGUGGCCUUUGUUCCCAGUCAUGCUUGGGAUUCUUUAUUCAACAAUAAUAUAAAGUUAAAUCUUUAAUUCCAUUAAUAACUUCUUGCUUGCUCAGCAACAUUGUGUCCACUGUGUCCGUUUUGUUCACUAGGUGUUACAUUUUGUACUUUGCAACGUCGGUGAUGAGCACAGCAGCAAGCACCGAGAAAAAAAUCUCAAAAAAUUACAUUUAAAAAUACUCAGACCUGCACAAAUCCAAAAGUACCACUUAGGAAAAAACCCAGUAAACAAACAGAAAAUUUAAAAUUGUAGAGUGCAGAGAUUUAAGCGGAUAAUAAAGCCAGAGCCUUUUAAACCAGCAGAAAUUUGUUAGAGUAAUACUCCACCCAAACAGUUUUAAAAACAUAGCAGCUUGUCUCUGAUGGCCUUGUUUCAUGAGUUUUUAUUCUAAUCACGAGUGGCUUUCAAGACAACUUGAUGAAAAUCAUCUAAACAUGUAAUAAGGAAUAAUCUGAUCAGAGAGGAGUGUACACGUCUGGAUCAUCUUUUUUAGUUGCUGCCUCUGGGGAGGCUCUUCUAAGUAUUUCCGUAGAUAUUUAUAUAAAGCCAACCCAGAUGUGUAGUGAGCAGACACAAACAGGAAGUUCAAGGUUCAGUGCAGUUUUAGACUUUUUGAAACUUUUUAACGAGAAACUCCAAAUAGAUAAAUACUAAUAUAUGGAUGAAUUAUUUGUUGAAGUAUUUAAAAAAAAUAAAAGCCAUUUAACUAAUUAUACCUCGUCUUUAAAGUAGAGAUGCACCGAUCCACUUUUUUUCAGUUCCGAUCCGAUUCCGAUACAUAUGUACCGAUAACAAUAUUCGAUACGUAAAUUCUGUCGAUAUCGGACCCAGAUGGGAUCGGUCCCAUCUCUACUUUAAAUGAAACUUAAAACUUAAUAUAGCUUUGCCAUAACAACCUUUUUCGACCAGCCUAUAUAUUGGAGUACUUCUGGAAAGUCGUCUUUGCGUUACAGGAUUGAGUGUUAGAGGCUGAUAUGCAUUUUCUAUUUUUUCUACAGUUUGUAUUUCCAGGUUCUUUUUUUCAGAAACGACUCUUGUUUUGAAGACACAAGACAUAUUCAGUUGUCUCGCCACUCUUGUAUUCAGUUGUGCAUUUCAUUUUUAGAAGUGCAGCUUGCAUGACGAGUUUAAUAGUAUUAAGUGUUUGCUCUUUGUUUGAAAUCUGUUGAAAAUAUUCUUUGUUCCCUUCUAACCUUUCACAUGGAGUGUGCAUGUUCUCAAAGCCCAUUAAUCAUAAUGCACUUUUAACAACUUCAUAUUGCCUUCAUGAUGUCAUCAUUUGCCUGCAACUUUUUUAAUUGUGAUGGUGCAAGACUGCAAAGAAGGGAAUAUACAUUUUGUAGUUGUUGGUGAUGAAUGUCCUGCUUUAAUGAGUCAGUCGAGAAUAUUUUUAUGUUUUUAAAGUUUGAAUACAGUUGUACAUUCGGUUAGUGGGAUUUUUCUAUUCCAUUAUGUUGAAUUGUUUUAUAAAACAUGUUCUAUGUGUAUUUUUACAGACACCUGUACAUUUCCAAUGUUAUAGUCUGAAAGCUUCUCCCUGGACGAAUUCUCCAUCUUUCUUAUGUCAUCGCUGCGAGAAGAAAAUGAUUCAAACAUUUCAUGUUUGUUUUUUGAGUCCAGAGGUUUGUCUCAACGCUUUUUGUUUGUCUUCAUUAUACAUCAACUAAGUUUUAUUAAAAAAAUAAUUUUCUUGUCAAAAGUUA